UUGGUGCUAAUCCCAAAAUGUGUUAGCCGGCAGAUGCAAGUUGUUCAUAUUUAUGCGACUGAGGCGGAGAAUAACAUGGCUACAGUUUACAAUAUGUUCCAGUCAGAAACGACAUCUAUUAUGUCUGUUGUCGUAGAGACGGCAAUGACGGAAAUUAGCCAUGUCUUGCUCAUGGUGCCAAAGUCGUCACAGGCUAAUGUCGUUAGCUCUCCGGAGAGAGAGCUUUGUGCAAUUAUGAAUCUGGUGACUGAAGAGGCUGUUCGUAAAAUCUGCCAAUUAUUCCUUGUGGCUUCUUCGAAUUUACAACAUGAGAAUGAGAAACUGAAGGCCCAGCUAGAGCAGAUGGAUAAAGAUAUGAAGGCAAAGGUGGAGCAGAUGGAUGAAGAUAUGAAGGCAAAGGUGGAGCAGAUGGAUAAAGACAUGAAGGCCAUGACAGAGAAGAGCAAACAAUAUAGUGUGUCUCUGGCUAAAAUGCAAGCACAGGCACAAGUUGAACCAAAAAGACCAACACACAUUCUGCUUAAUGGAAUGAUCUUUGCAAUACCACCAGUAGAUCUCCCAAUGUUGCCUGGAAUUACAGCAGCUUCAGCUUUGAUGGGGAAUGUCAGUCAGUCAAACACUGCCAUGGACAUAACAUCAGUUUGGGCAGGUCCUGCAAAGGUUGGCUGUGACCCCACGACAUCUUUAUUGGAGUGUGACUCCUCUCUGGCAGACACAAAUGGACUGAAUACAGACCCCUCACCAAGAGAAACCAAAUCGGCAGUCAAGCAAAUGGUAGCUGCUCUGCCAGAGGGUACCGGCAACGCGAAAGAUGGCAGAGAAAUUCAGAAUAGCAAUACCACCAAAGGGACACAAUCCAAAGAAUCCAAAUGGUUCAAAUGUGAUGUAUGUGACAAGGCAUUUAGCAAGAACAAGCUACUUGUACAGCACAAGUUAACUCACACAAAACCCUUCAAGUGUGACGUUUGUGAUAAGACAUUCAGCCGGAACCGCUUGCUGAUAGGUCACAGGCUAAUUCACACGAGAGAGAGGCCAUUGGUCUGUGGUCAAUGGGGAAAGAAGUUCAGAAGGUCCAAGGAGCUUGAACAGCAAAGGUUGGGUCAUAAGGAAACUCGUUUCUGCUGCAAAGUCUGUGGAAAUAUAUUGCCUACCAGGAAAGACCUGAAACAACACAAUCUUGUUCAUGAAGCAGAAAGGCCGUUCAAAUGCCCCACUUGUGGCAAGGGUUUCACAUCCAAUCAACUGCUUAUCGAGCACGAGGGAAUCCACACCGGCGAUAGGCCGUACGGCUGCGAUGUGUGCGGGAAGAGUUACCGGCAGCGCAGCGGACUGAGUAUGCAUAUGCGAACACAUACAGGUGAGCGCCCACAUUCGUGCUCUGAGUGUGGCAAGAGCUUCAUGGGAGGAAGCAGCCUGAAGUACCACAUGGUAGUUCAUACAGGGGAGAAACCCUUUAAAUGCGAGACCUGUGGAGCUGCCUUUGGUCUUAAAGCAAACCUUGUGAGGCAUCAAGUGCGUCACACAGGCGAGAGACCAUACAAGUGUGAAGUGUGCGGGAAAAGCUACCUUCAGUCCACCGACUUAAAAGCUCAUAUGCACCACCACGGGGCAAUCAAGCCUUACAUGUGUGACCUAUGUGGGAAGACUUUCAUGUACAAUUUUCAGAUGAGGCGACACCAUCGAAAACUGCACACGGUCGAAGGACAGAAGCUGAGAGAACGCAGGAGAAGAGAGAGAAAAAGAGAGAGAACUACCAGGAGGGAGGGAACAUCAACAAAGCCAUUCAGUUGUGACGUCUGUUUGAAUGGCUUCACCUCCAUGCUGACUCUAAAAAACCAUAAACGAAUUCACACAGAACAAAAGCAUUACAUGUGUUCCCUUUGCGAAAAGACAUUCACCUAUAAACAUACCUUUGACUAUCACAUGAGACUUCACAGUGGACUGAAGCCCUACGCUUGUAAAUACUGUGGAAAGACAUUUGCUAUUAAGCAGGCCCUGGAAGGACAUGAGCGGACCCAUACUGGGGAAAAACCCUUCAAAUGCAGUCAUUGCGACAAGUCCUUCGCAGUAAGUGGGAAUCUCAAAAGGCACGAGCGGGUCCACACGGGAGAGAAGCCAUUCAAAUGUGAUGUUUGCGGAAGAGGUUUCAGCCAAGCCAACAAUGUCAAAGCCCACAUGCAAAUCCACACUGGAGUGAGGCCGUACUAUUGCAAGAGCUGUGGAAAGGGCUUUUCUGACAUAAGACACUACAGAAACCAUAACUGUAAUGAUGUGGUAGCCACUCGUAAAUCUUCUGACCGUACUAACAGAAGUAGAAAAGGACAAAGGCUGUAGAGACUGAAGUGCUUGCCAUUAUGCUGUUGUUGUAAAAAGACUAGUCACACAGGAAGUUUUUUUUUGUUUUUUUUUUGCCUUAACAAGCAUGCUCAUUAUGGAAAUAGAAUGCAUCGCAUUGAAUAAAGUGAUUUCUGGUAGAAUCAGAAGACAAAUUAAAACAGACCGCACAGAUACAACUGAAAUUCUGUGAUUCUUGUCAAACCUCUUUCAUACAUUUUUUUUGCAACUUGAGUGACAAAGCCACAAUGCAUCUGUGAAAACCAACUAAUUAUAAGGACUGUCAUGGCCUUUUGUCAAAGCACCUGAUUUUAAAUAACUUAGAGAUGUUUUUCACAGCAUAGAUGAACGUCGGCAUUGUUACUCUGAGUGUGACCAUUAUCAGUGGAAGCAGCCUCAACAAACACAUGGUAGUUCAUACAGAAGAGACGCCAUUUAAAUGUGAGACCUGUGGUUCUUAUUUGGUCUUAAAACAAACCUUUGUUUUACUUUGGUCGGUAAUGGGAAUUGUCAAAAUGGUUGUAAAUGCACAGUGUUUGAUAAUAAAAAACUUUAUAUUAGUACAGAU
This is a messenger RNA of Esox lucius (northern pike), 2902 nucleotides long. Its product is annotated as zinc finger protein 708-like. The transcript has 4 exons. Lineage: Eukaryota; Metazoa; Chordata; Actinopteri; Esociformes; Esocidae. The record is from RefSeq and is a predicted model, not a curated record. The coding region runs from base 34 to 2334 and encodes 766 amino acids. Gene Ontology annotation, cellular component: nucleus.